Molecule: messenger RNA, 1497 nt
Organism: Monoraphidium neglectum
Lineage: Eukaryota; Viridiplantae; Chlorophyta; Chlorophyceae; Sphaeropleales; Selenastraceae
Exons: 5
Coding region: 1-1497 (498 amino acids)
Source: RefSeq, a predicted model, not a curated record
AUGCACGCGCCCGAGUCCAUGGAGCCGCAGGUCCUGCCGUGCCCCCAGCGCAGCAACCACAGCUGGAAGGACUGCCCCUUCCACCACGCCGGCGAGAAGGCGCGCCGCCGUUCCCUUGAGGCCCACAGCUACAGCGCCGAGAUGUGCCCAAACGCGCGCCGCGGCGACCCCUGCCCGCUGCAGGACUCGUGCCCCUACCUGUGCACCGAGGGGCGCGCCUGCCAGCGCAAAGUGUGCUUCUUCGCCCAUGACACCUCUGAGCUCAGGCAGCCGGGAGCCGCACAGGACAUGGGCACGCACAGCUGCUCGCUGCCGGCCAACAGCGCCGCGCCGAGCCACGCCGUGCCCGCUUCGUCGGCGGCGCUGCAGCUGUCGGCUGUGCUGCGACGACCGAUGAGCAACGUGGACACACUGGUGGAUUUCCAGCCACAGCUGCUGCAGCAGACGCAGUAUCUGCCGCAGACACAGCAGCAGCAGCAGCAGCAGCAGCAGCAGCAGCAGCAGCAGCAGCAGCAGCAGCAGCAGCAACAGCAGCAGCAGCAGCAGCAGCAGCCGCCCCAGCAGCAGCAGUCCCAGCAGUCGCUACUGAUGUUCCAGCAGCAGGAAGUCGCCGCGGCGCUUGCGGCGCCAGAGCUAUGCCCACCGCAGGUGGCGCCGCAGCCCGCUGCCUGGCUUGUCCCUCUUGGCAGCAUUACUGCCAGCCACGGCUGCGGACAGCCGCUGACCAGCACACUGGCUGGGCCCCAGGGGACGGCUUGCCAGCUGCGCGACCCCAGCAGCGAUGGCGGCAGUGUUGUCAGCGGCAGUUGUGUGGUUGGCGGCAGCGUCCGCAGCUUCAGCACGGGCAGCCCUUUGCCGGCUGUGCACACUGGUGCGCCAGGGAGUGUGGUGUACGCACUUCUGCAGGACGUCAACACCAGCAGCCGCAGCGCCACGGCUUCGACCCUGCAGGCAGACGUCACUGCGCGCCAGGCGGCUGGGGCCCCCAUGGUGUUUGCAUCCCCCCACGAGCUCAUGAGGCACGGUGCUGUGCCUGCACAGCAGGCGCUGGCCACGCCCGACCCUGAUGCCUGGGCAGCGUCAGACGAGGUGCUGUUGUUCCCGUGCAGCCUGGUGGACCUCAACGGCGUCCUGGGUCCACCAGCCGUGCCCAAACACCUGGCACCUGCUGUGGGCUUUGGGGUGCAGCAGCAUACACCCCCGCCGCAGCAGCUGCAGGCGGCGCAGCAGCUGCAGGCGGCGCAGCAGCUGCAGGCGGCGCAGCAGCAGCUGCAGCAGCUGCAGCAGCUUCAACAGCAGCAGGAGCUGCAGGAGCUGCAACAGCAGCAGGAGCGGCAGCUGCAACAGCAACAGCAACAGCAGCAGUGGCUUGCAGAGAUUUUACAAACACAGUCGAUGUACGGUGGCUGCGAGUUGCCGACGCCCACCGGCGUCAGGGGCGCUGUCGCAGCGCCCCUGGGCCCAGUGGUCUGGUCAGAUGUUGGCUCGUACUUGUGA